GAGAUAACUGCAGUCUUGUUGAAAUAUGGCAGAUGGGGGCUUUUUGCAAAAUACCUACAUUUCUGAAGUUUUGUAUUUCAAAGUUCUAAGUGAGCCUUCCCUACAAAACUCUGUUGACACAAAGAAACAUUGCCUUAAUGUUCCUUCAAUUGACUAUGUUCUCUUCAUUUAAGUUUCUCCUUAUAUGCCUCGUCACUCUAAGGACAACCGCUGCACAUCCCGCUACUGAUGAACAUAACUACUAUAAAAAUAACAGAGGCACAUUUCAAAAUCCUGCUAAAGAUGUUAGACCGAAGUUCAGAUACUGGCUUCCGGAUGCAAGCGUAGACCCCGCUGGCAUCGCUGCUGACAUCAAGGACAUUGGUUCCAUCGGAGCUGGGGGUAUUGAAAUGUGCAAUUAUUUCAUGUAUGGUGGGCAAAUUGGAGAACCGGCAAGUGAUUGGAGCACUUAUGGUUUCGGCACGCCAGCUUACAACAAGAUUCUGAAUACCGCUGCUCAAGCAACGAAAGACAAUGACUUGGUCAUCGAUCUCGCGCUGGGACCAGAAUCCGGACAAGGAGUACCAGCAGAAUGGGACAACCCCGGGCUUGCAUACGAUCUUAUAUCGCACAACAUCAAGGUGUCUGCAGGUGAUACUUACAAAGGUAAGGUCCCGGGCUACGGCAAUGGGACACUGCUGUCGGUCACGACCGCUGCUAUUCUUCAUUCAGAAAACUACAGCACACCCAAUUUAGUGGUAGGCUUGAUUCCCAAUGGAUUCAUAAACUGGACCGUUUGGAAUAUUUCUGCAGACAGCCUAAACGACGUGACCAGCAGAGUGCGUCCCGAUGGUACCAUUUCCCUUGAAUUUCCGCAACAUCAAACUGCGAAAGGAUACUUUCUAUGGGCAUCUUAUUUCAAGCUUUCUUCAGACCGGGCAGCAAUACCUGGCUCUAGUCCGCAAAACUUUCUUCAAAAUGGAUCAUUCGCCGUCGAUCAUUUUUCUACGCGUGGAGCUAAGGUAACGACAGACUUUCUUGAGAAGUAUGUCCUGAUAAACGGUGUAAAGGAACUUUUUCAGCAGGUGGGAAAGUAUAUUUGGGAGGAUAGUGUAGAGAUCAAAAGUAGUCUCUAUUGGACUCCGGAUCUGGCCAGCACAUUCAAAGAAAUGCACGGAUACGACAUAGGAAAAUAUGCAAUGCUUCUAGCAACUGAUAAUGGCCUCGGUUUCUCAACAGAGUAUCCAGACAGAGUGUACACGGAUGCUUUAGAUCGUGGUCAAGGCUAUUUGUUCGACUAUAGAGCCACAAUGACGACAUUGCUUUCACUUUAUUAUGAACACCUUGUUAAUUGGUCGAGGCGAUAUCUAGGACUGGAAUUCUCAGCGCAGACGGGGUAUAACCUCCCUGUGGAUAUGCUUGAAGUCGUUCCAGUCGUGAGCACACCCGAAGACGAGUCACUUGGCUUCGCUUCUUCCAUUGAUAACUAUAGGCAGUUCGUUGGGCCUGCAAAUCUAGCAGGCAAAAAUGUUAUUUCCAACGAAAUGGGUGCGAUAUCUCGAUCAGCUUACCAGCAGCAACUUCCAGAUUUAUUGACCUUGGUCAAGCAAGCUUACAGCGCUGGAAAUAACCAAAUGGUGAUACAUGGAGCAACAUACUCAUAUCAGUACCCAAACACAACUUGGCCAGGCUUUACACCAUUUGGCUACUUGUUUUCAGAUCAACACUCGCGCCACCAGCCUGGUUGGACUAAUGGAUAUUCCGAUGUUCUUAAUUAUAUUUCCAGAAACAACUACAUUCUCCAAAGUGGGGUUCCAAAAAGGGACGUGGUAUUCUGGAGUAAGAAGAGUCGUGAAGGGGAAUUCAUCACCCCUGUAUAUAAUUACAAUGAUCUUGUCAAUACUGAUGGGAUACGGUUAUGAAUACCUUUCUCCAGGUAACUUCAAGCUUCCACAGGCAAUAGUUCGAGAUGGUGUUCUCGCACCUGAUGGUCCAGCAUACAAGCUAUUGAUUGUGCGUUCAACCGAGUUUCUUACAACAGAUGGUGUCGACAAUCUUGCAAAAUACGCAGCACAAGGCUUGCCCAUUAUAAUUUCUGGCGGCAUACCGAACCAAAUUGCAUCUUCUAAGGGUCUAUCAGAUGCACAACAGAAAUUGAAAUCGCUGGCAUCUCUAUCAAACGUUCACUUGGUUGCAGGUGGACCGCUGGCUUCUGUAAUUUCCUCCCUUGGUAUUCAGCCCCUCACGAAAGUGACUGUGGACCAACCAUGGUACACGUACUGGCGCGAAGUCAACAAGGGUCAAGAAGUGUACGUUUAUAUCUACAAUGACGGCAACUCUACCUCAACAGGUAAGGUCGAGUUUGCAACUACUAAUGUACCAUAUUUCUUUGAUGCAUGGAAGGGUGAUCAAAGGCCUGUCACUGAAUACAAUUUGGGAAAUCAUUCCACGACCAUUGCACUCACUCUCGCAGCACAUCAAUCUAUCAUUGUCGGUUUUCUGCGCGCUGAAGAUAGAUUAAAACGACCUCUCUAUGUAAAAUCCGGGCCAUCCCCAUCGCUCGAAUACGUGUACGACGAAUCUGACAACCUUAUCGCCAAAGUGCCUUUCUCAAGCAGCGAUCUCGUAAUUGAAAAUUCUAACGGCAAAAAAUUCAACGUCUCAUCCAAGGGAGUGGCUAAGCCAUUCGCUCUAUGUGACUGGACCCUUGUGGCUGAGAAAUGGGGCCCCCCCAGUAACUUCGACGACGCUUCGGCUACUUCCUCGAAAUUCAACACCACCUACAAGCUUCCGUCUCUUCUCUCCUGGCCUCUCAUUCCUGGCCUACAAAACACUUCUGGCGUAGGAUAUUACAGCAACGAAUUUACAUGGUCUGACACUCGUGUGGGUGCGUUCAUUGACUUUGGACGCGUUGUACAUACUCUGCGUGUGAGUGUGAACGGUAUUCAACUGCCACCACUAGAUGUUACACACGCACAGGCGGAUAUUUCCUCUUAUCUGGUAAAGGGAAAAAAUACAAUCAAUGCUACUAUUUCAACAACGUUGAUAAAUGGCCUUCGUCCAUACUUGGAAAGACUUAAAACGAGUGGGACUGGACCCGAGAUUAGCAGCCUGACUUUUGCAAGAACUGAGGUUGAAGCAGGUCUGGUGGGCGAGGUAUUGAUUACACCCUACGAACUCCGUAGGUGUGUUUGAUAUAGAUGAUUUAAAUCUAACAUUCAUUUCAAAUCAUUCAGACUAAAAGCAGACAUCUCUUCUAGUUUUCUAACUCAAUCGGAAUCAUACUUGAGAUUCAUUUCACUUCAUUUGAAGUUUUACGUAUUCAUUUAGAGAUUUACCCCUUGCCUUCCA
This is a messenger RNA of Botrytis cinerea B05.10, 3330 nucleotides long. RefSeq lists its product as hypothetical. NCBI's taxonomy places the organism in Eukaryota, Fungi, Ascomycota, Leotiomycetes, Helotiales, Sclerotiniaceae. Bases 138 to 1901 code for a protein of 587 amino acids. The record is from RefSeq and is a predicted model, not a curated record. The transcript has 10 exons.